Molecule: messenger RNA, 5690 nt
Organism: Doryrhamphus excisus (bluestripe pipefish)
Lineage: Eukaryota; Metazoa; Chordata; Actinopteri; Syngnathiformes; Syngnathidae
Gene: ppp1r9ala
Product: protein phosphatase 1 regulatory subunit 9A-like A
Biological process (GO): neuron projection development; actin filament organization; calcium-mediated signaling
Cellular component (GO): postsynaptic density; dendrite; actin cytoskeleton
Molecular function (GO): actin filament binding
Source: RefSeq, a predicted model, not a curated record
GGAAGGGUGGGACUUGUGAUAGGUGACUCUAAUAAGGCUCUGUGGCUGGUGAUUCGAGUGAAUCAGUGAGUGACUCAUAAAGACGUCAAGUCAGUAAAAGAAUCGACUUUCUCAUCACGGGAGGAGAAUACUGUAGUGGCGUCUGUCCUGGAAUGUGCGCGCGACCCCAAGAUUCGCGCGCGCGGCCCCCGGCAGGUCUGCUGGGAACGCGAGGAGGCAAGACGACGUUGGAGCGGGGAAUGAUGGCGCUGAGCUGGGCGAAGGGACAACUUUGAACGAUCAAACGGCGACGUCCUUGGGGCCAGCUAUCGGUGCCUGACGCCAUGAAACAAGUCGGAGAUGCCGUCACCGUGUGUCUUUAGUUGAAGAAGCUUCGUGGGACCCAUGGCCUUGCCUCUGUUGAGGUGAAGAGGGAAUAAUUCCAUUUCAAAUUGUGCAGCAACUUCAAAAAAGCUGGCAACAUGAUCCAAGCGGAAAGUAAAGGAGGCGACAGGACCCUCCGGAGUGCGUCUCCUCACAGAAACGCAUACAAGUCUGACUUCCACGCCAUCAAAUGCUCCUUUGAUGGGCAAAAACCUGAAGGUGCUGCCAAGUCCUAUGCAAAUGGCUCCAGCGACACUCGUGAGGACUCCCGGGGGAGGCCUUUCGGCACCAGAGUGAACAAGAUCAAGAACAUAUUUCUCCAGAUGGAUGGUCAGCAGCAAGAAGGCCAAGAUGCGAAAACAACCAUCAAGUCUGACGCGGCCCAAGUGUCUCCACCCAAGCUACAGCUUCCCGUCAGCACGCACAGAGUUAACUUCAACAGCCCUACAAGCCCCGAAUCUCUCAAUUUAGAUAAAACUCCCAAAGGAGAGGAUGUGGAGAUCGACAAAGUGGCUUUGGCGGAGAAGUUUUCCGUAACUAGGAAACUAUUUGAAAGGGGCAUCACUGAGCAGCCUGCUGUUGACAAGCAGUCGCCGAGCCGGGUUGUGAAUCGCCUGUCGCUCGGAAGCGCCUCAGAUGAGGGAAAAAGCACACGGAGAGCAUCGGGAUCCUCGGAGACUGUCAAAUCUGAGCAAACGCCUACAUCGGGAGUUAAAUGUAGAGCGGACGCUGAUAAUGAGAAAAAGAAUGUGCCGAGAGUGUCGCUAAAUGCAGGGCCCAUGUCAAAGAGGCUGGAGAAUUACAUGGCCGGGAAUGACUCAGAAGAUAACAACACGGUUGCCGCCACGGGAGGAAUGAUGACUGCUAAAUCUGACAGUAUGGCUGAACACUCGCCGACAACCUCUCCGUCGAGAGGCGGCUUACACAAACCCGCCUCCCCUGUCAAAGAAGCUGCUAACUCGUCACCUGUAGCUGACAGCGCCAACAAAAGCCCAACAAAAUCUCAUGCGACACACAAAACUGCAUCGUCAGGGUCUGAGCGUAAAGCAACAUUGCCAGCUACUAGUGCAGCAUACAAAUCAGUUUCUCCUACCAGUGAUCACAAACCACCGUCACCCGAGUCAACGAGUCUGGUCGGCCACGGGUACAAGCGACAUUCAUCCAGGGAUGGAUUGAAUCAGACCGUCGAUGUGCCCUCAAGAGACAUGAAGCAGCAUAGAUCGGGGUUUGAGAACACCUCCACGACCAAAUACACAGAAAUCGCUAAAAGUCCAACGAGGGCAAAGACAUCCAGCCACACCUCAUCCAUUGACUCAAAAGGGGCGGGCAUGGUACGGGCAGAGCUUGUCGUGGUUGAGAAUGAGUCUUCCGAGAGUGAUGACAAUGACGAUGAGAUUGAAGAUGCUGUUUUUGUUGUGGCCAAAUACCCUGCCAAAGAUGCAACAAGGGAAUUUCAGGCAGACAAACAGAAUAGCACCACUCCUGUAGCAGGCGGAUAUGAAAAAGCAACAGAGUCUAUCUCGCUUAAAGACCAGCAUAACGACAAAGAUGAUGACCAUGAAGAGAAGGAGCUGGUGGAGCACGCUCAGAAAAGCGUCGUGAACGGAGCCCCCGUGUACGGUAUUGAGAAUGCAGCCUUUCAGGAUGACAAGGAUGUAGACCAGGUCCUCAUGGAAGAGGAGGAGGUGACAGAAGAGGGAGAGGCGGAGGAAGAGGACGAGGAGGAAGAAAUGUACAGGGAGUAUGAUGACUAUUAUGAGGCCCCUGGACUGUCUGACGAAGAGGGACCUCCCCCAAAGAGGAAAAUCAAGUUCUCCACAGAUCCCAUUCUGGUCUUCAGCACUUUCUCUAACGAGGAGUACGAUCGACGCAAUGACGACGUGGACCCUGUUUCGGCAUCUGCAGAGUAUGAGCUGGAGAAGAGAGUGGAGAAAAUGGAUGUAUUUCCCGUGGAGCUUGAGAAAGGUGAUCCAAAACACACAACGCUAAGCUGCUUUCUAGCAACGGGAGGGGAAAACUCGAAUUUAGUUCCAAUUUCUCUGCAUCUAGGAGACAAUGGUCUUGGCAUCAGUAUCAUCGGAAUGGGGGUGGGUGCGGACCAGGGUCUGGAGAAGCUUGGCAUUUUUGUAAAAACCAUAACAGAGCAGGGGGCAGCUGAGCGAGAUGGACGCAUCCAGGUGAAUGACCAGAUAGUGGAGGUGGAUGGUGUUAGUCUGGUGGGUGUCACCCAGCUGUUUGCUGCCACUGUUCUCAAGAACACCAAAGGCUCUGUGAGGUUUCUGAUUGGUCGGGAAAAGCCUGGCACACAGAGCGAGGUAGCCCGCUUGAUAAGUGAGACGCUGGAGCAGGAGAGGAAGCAGCAGCAGCAGCAACAUCAUCAUCUGGAUGACCACUAUGAACACUCCACAGAGGAGGAGGAGCGCUACGAGGACGAGGACGCAGCGGAUGAGCGGAUUCUUGGCUCUAAUUUUUCUCCAGGCCGCAACGUGGAGGUAUUUGAGCUGCCUGAUUCAGAAGCUUUGUUUAUGCCAUCCAAUAUGGACAGCUCUCAGAUGGCCUUCAAGUUGAAAGAGCUGCAGCUCAAACACAGCAUUGCCUCGGCUGAAAUUAUUCAAUUAAAGGAAAAGCUUCGGGGAUCGGAGGAGGACAAGUCAUUGUGGGAAGCCAGAGAGUCUGCACUGGAGCAGAAAAUUGAGGAGAGCAAUGGAAAAAUCCUCAAGUUGGAGACUUACUGGCUGGAAACCCAGGCUCUGUGCAAGACAAUUAACGAACAAUUAGCAGAAACCCAAGCUCAGCACGAGACCCUGGACAAGAAGUACAACAAGGCUAAGAAACUUCUAAAAGACUACCAGCAGAAGGAAAUAGACUUUGUGAAAAAGGAGGAAGAGCUGAGGAAGAGUAUUGAUGAAAAAGAAAGGUGGUACAAGGAACAGCUGGGGUUAUUGCAGAAUAGGAUAGGUGUCCUGGAGGCUGGGGAUGCUUCAUGUGUCUCUCGGACGACUGCUCAGAGCCCGGCAGAAGACAGCCUUCUCUCCCAGGUCCCAGUCCCUGAUGAACAAUCAUGUGACUCACUUGCAGAGAAAGACUGGAGCGAGCUUGUUCCUGAGACGGAGCUGCUGGACAUCAGUGCACACAAAGCAAAAGGCGUGCUGGCCCAGAAGGCCAGACGCCAGCGUCCUUCUAGAAACAAAAUGAAGGAGAGUCUCACGGUGACCUCCGGCCCCUCCCAGGAAACUGAAGAAGAGGAUGACCAGGAGGAGCAGGAACCUCGAAGGAGGAGCUCCAUCCAGGAGAGCCUGUCCCUCCCAGUGCCUGUCUGCUAUCCCGGGAAUGAACAAAAAGAGGAACCAGGGGAGACUACAGAUGAAUCCAAGAGCAAAGCCGAGCUCUCCACCAGCCCGUCCUUGUCCCCAUCACAGGGGGGUAGCAACGAAAGCAGCGGAAGUCCCGCUUUGUCCCCUCUAAGUGACGCAUCUCCAACAUCCCCCUCUGGCUUAAUGCGUAAUGCCAAGAAGAGGGAGUCCAAAGGCAAGGAAAAAGUGCUCAAAGAUGAAUUAAUUGAACCCUCAUCGGCAACAAAACCCAAAAGACGAUUUCCUGACUUUGGGGGUCUUCGGAAGUCGGGUGGCAAAGGAAAAAAACAUGACAAGGAGGCGAUGAGAAUGUCUUUGGACAGCAGGGGUUCGGCAGAGUUACUGGAAGACUCUGGUAACGUGUCUCCUGCGGAGUCCAUGACCUCCAUCCCAACCUGUAUGCCCUUCUCUUGGUUUGGAGACAAAGAGAAGGACCGAGACAGGGAGCCGUCUUCCUCAAGCAGCAGCCUGCCCUACGCCGAGACCAGCAGUGAGCAAAGCCAGGAUCGCAAGAACAAGACAAAUCUCUCCUGGUCUUCUUUAUUCAGUCGCUCAUUAGAUUUGAGUGUGUCAGUCAUCGAUGAUUGUAACCCUGCCAGUCCCAGUUCAGACAUCUCUGGGUUAGUGGCAGAACCCAAUCUGUCUGGGCGCUCACACACUUUAAUCUUCUCUUCCAGCGAGACGCUGGACGAUGAGCCCACGGCCGCAGGAAAGGACUAUCAGUGGCAGACCCGACCUGUUUGUGAAUGGACCAAUCAGCAGGUGUGUCACUGGUUAAUGGGCAUAAACAUGGACCAGUACACACCUGAAUUUACUGCAAAGGGGGUCGACGGCCAGCAACUUCUGCAGCUGGACAGCGACAAGUUAAAGGUGCUUGGUGUGUCCAGUCAAAACGACCGCUCCACAAUCAAGAAGAAACUGAAGGAAAUGCGCAAGGCUCAGGAGAAGCUGGAGAAGCAACGAGAGAAAAGAGAGAAGGAGAUCCGGCGUAGCGGACGACUGCCGGUUAGUACCGACUCUGUCUGCUGAACUGAACAAAGCUGUCUUGCACAAACUUUGACCCACAAAGACGUGGAGAAAGUCGGGUUUUCUCACACCAAGUGUGCCCACGCUGAGCAGACUAUGACGCCAGUUGUGAUUUUUUUUUUGUUCAUAUUUAAGCUCCUAUCCUUUCUGUCACACGUUAACACUAACUAAAAGAUCAUUUUAAUCAUGAGAUUAAGGUCCAAACGAUCUGCAUCAGUUUUUUUCACCACUAUAAAGUUGCAAGCAGAAAAUAUAAAAUCUGUUUUCAGAUAUAUUGUGCGCAUCUUUAUGAAAUAUGUGAUAUUUUUUGCGAACAUAACUUUGCUGUAUUAUGUCCAACUUUGUAUUGUACAGUCAAGUCAAGAGCACUAUAUUUGUCUUUUAAGCUUCCAUGAACGACAAGGUUUUAAAUGUAUAAACACAUUUUAUACAUGUGCCAACUACCUGCAUUGAAAUAUUGUUGCUUUUUAUACCUUCUAAUGUUUUCUACUAAGUAGAAUAGUAAAGACCAAACAAAUGCAAAUGUUUGCGGGGUGGAAGCAAGGGACCAGGUGAGUGAGCGCCGCUCCGGUCCCGAAUUAUGGGGUUCAAGACGGCACCACGACUGUCCAUGAAAACACGCGGUGCCUCACUGGUCCGCUGGAGGGGAAAGACGUGCCUAUGACGAAGACCGAUCGCAGCCAGGCGCUUCUCUCUGCGCCUACGAAACCGCAAGAGAACUCGCAUCUUUGGAAUCUGAGAAGCGUUUUUACAUACAAACGACGUAAAUAAACACAUUUGAACAAUUUAACAGUUGACUGACUUGCUUUUACACAAAGCAUAAUAGUGGUCAUGUGACCGUUGUCCACUUACUGUACGUCUGGCUGUAUUCCACCUUAGUGCACUUUAGUAUACAGUGGAGCCUUGGUUAAUAUACAGUGGAGCCUUGGUUAGUAUACAGUGGAGCCU